GCGCGCUGUGAAACGUCCAUCGGAACCGUAAAUCGGAAAUCUCGAUGUAACUGCGAGUCUCCGAGCACGCGUGGCGAUAUCAUUUUCAAAGGUCAGGUCGCUGAGCGACGCGGAGUCGGACGAAGUUGUCGCAAGCUCGUCGUACUUCGACAGCUGACAACUCCACCGGGGCUCUCUCGGCCGCAGACACGAUGACGUAGGACAACCACCGACCGACCGGCUGGCUUGUACUUUGAACGUCUCUCACACAAAUAUAACGCCAAGCGUACGCACACACACACACUCGAGCAUUAAUUAACCGCCCAGGAAAAUGAUACCGUACUAAUUACCGCUUUGACGCGCGAGCCAAAGAGCGACUCAGCGACACAGUGCCGACCGGCAUGGACAGUGCGCUCGCAGCUGUUAUUUCUUGAAGACUGUCCAGGUAACGAACGAACACCGUUGCCCCUCGAAAAAGCCUCAUCAUGGCCUCUGCCACGGAGCAGCAGCAGCAGCAACAGCAACAGACCACCCUAGAGUUUUACCAGGCGAUGGCCGACUUCAAGAACAUGUUUCCACAGAUGGACGACGAUGUGAUAGAGGCUGUGCUGAGAUCUAAUCAGGGAGCUGUGGACACCACAAUCGACCAGCUGCUCACAAUGAGCACCGACAAUGAGAAUGAGAAAAUCAGAAGCGAGCUGGAGCAGAAAGAGGAACUCCCAAACACGACCAAGUCACCCUCCAAGAAAGACUCUGGUAAAUCAUUAAAAAACAUCCACAAGUGGCAGCCCCCAUUGUUGGGACCGUUGCCGGACACCUUCCUGAGACUCCCUCAGCAAACGUCCGACGACAGUUUCGACUCGGCUUAUCCGCAGGAGAACUCGAUGCUGGAGGACGAGAGGAUCGCCAUGUUCCUUCAGAACGAGGAGUUCAUGGCGGAGCUACGUUGGAACGAGGAUUUCUUGUCUACAUUGGAGCACGAUUCGAAACUUGAGAAAUGCGGCGGCCAGACCGGCCACGACGACGAGGAUCUGUUUAAAGAAAGACUGAGAAACAUGGGCAAGAUGUCACGGCGUAAGUUCGCGCAGCUCACGAAAGUAUUCACUCGCAGUAAAAAGCGCGGCGGCAGGCAACUGCUGCCGCCCACGGCAUCCUGCGACGAUCUCCUGGAUCCGGAGGAGUCAUCCAGACCACAGUCCUAAGGAAGACACUCGUAUACCUACGGUAUACCUCGUAGGAACGUCCGUACUCCUCCCGCCUCGUCGAGAGGCUCUCGGGGACUCGGCGAGCGAAGCUUAACGUAAUUUAGAUGUCACGUCGGAAACAAGCAUAUCUAUAUGUCGUUGUAACGCGGCGGACGCGAUAGUCGCGCGUGGAAUCGUACGAGGUAUAAGUUAAUUAGUUAUUUAGGUUCGUCGUCGCUCGCGCAACCGCGAUUAGCCGCACGGGGAUGACGAAGUCGCAAGGCUGAGACUGAUCUCGGUAUACGGCGAGGAAAUUGGAAAGCUCUUUAAGUCCCGUUCUACAAUAGAUGUUUUUCAGCUUUACGUCUUAGGAAAUUGACCAAUCACGGUCGAUUAUUCUCCUCACGUUCGACCGCGAUUGGUCAAUUUCUUAAGGCUUAGAGCUUAAAUUAUCUUUGCAGACCCCGCUCGAGAAAAAAAAAAACAGCGAGACGCUUGGUUGAAAGGUUAAAAGAUUAUCAAAAUAUCCGUGUGUCAGGAAUUAGGCCGACACAUGUGCCACGUAGAGCGAUAGCGCGUUAAUUAAUAUCGAUGUAUUUCCCCCGGUAAGGUAGAGAUCUGUUUCAAUUCCGACGAGUUCGAUGUGAUAUUGUUUACGAUGUAUCGACGAUGCGGAAUUUCGGUUGUUAUUUGUUUCUUUUUCGACAGAUUUAACGUUUCGUUGCGACGUGUCUCCACGUUGCUCGCGAUCGUCUUGAGAUACCCGCUUGGAUUCGGUAUCGCGCACGGCGAUCGCAUCGCAAAACUGGAGCGCGAUGGGGCUCCCACGGAGAAUCUCACGGGGCGAUUUUGUUUGAUCGCGAAGUGCGCGCGUUGCGUUCGCUUUGUUUCGAUUUGUUAGCGUAUGCGUUUUACGACUAUGAGGCUGGUCGAUCGUGUUGUAUAUAUAUAUACACGUCUGUGUCUAUUGUGCGCCGACAGCGCGUUAAUGUUGUUAGGAAGGGCGAGCUUUUGAUCGGCAAUUUAGAAGCAACGCCGACUCGACUAUCGGAUCUGAUCCUUUCGAAAGGUCGAACUCUUCGGAAAAUAGAGAUGCAACGAUCUUCGAAACGAUCGAUUCGUCGGGAAAGAAAGAAAAAAAGAAAACAAGUGGAUGAAGGUUCACGUCACAUUCCUACGAAAGUUGUGCCACUCUUACGAUUCGUUUACGUCCCGUGGUGCGGUGCUCGCUUGGCUGUUUUGAUGACUCUCACCCGAUAAAAUCGACUUAAUCUCGCUUGAUAGAGGUCGUCAACUUGAAUUGGUAUUACUUUAGUGAUCGCCGAUCGAGUGAUCGAGUGAGUCGAUCUGAAACUCGAAACACACCACGGAACGUCACAACACCGCGCGCCUUCGUCCAUUUAUUCCUUCGAUUCUGCGGUUGCGAUUACACACACACGACAUACAUACACAAACACAAGGUGCGGUACAACGUAUCAGUGCACCCAUCCUUAAACGUAAUAAAUCCUAGUCACUCAGUCUAGCCAUUAUUUAUUGAACAGGAAUCUGAUAUUGUAACGAUAUAUUGUGAAUGUAGAAAAUUAUUUAUAAAAAUAACCAUAGUCUAAGUCAUUUACAGACACAACAGUAUGUGCUACAACGGACACGUUAUGUACGAGAAUAAAUGGAAGAGAAGCCGGA
Molecule: messenger RNA, 2843 nt
Organism: Dinoponera quadriceps
Lineage: Eukaryota; Metazoa; Arthropoda; Insecta; Hymenoptera; Formicidae
Product: CUE domain-containing protein 1
Exons: 5
Coding region: 465-1181 (238 amino acids)
Molecular function (GO): ubiquitin binding
Source: RefSeq, a predicted model, not a curated record